Molecule: messenger RNA, 1762 nt
Organism: Solanum verrucosum
Lineage: Eukaryota; Viridiplantae; Streptophyta; Magnoliopsida; Solanales; Solanaceae
Product: pentatricopeptide repeat-containing protein At1g80880, mitochondrial
Exons: 2
Coding region: 32-1660 (542 amino acids)
Molecular function (GO): protein binding
Source: RefSeq, a predicted model, not a curated record
UUUCUUUCUCCCCUGUAAACUGAUAAAAAUAAUGCGGUUGCUCUCUCUUGCACGAAGGCUCUACAGUGCUCGUCCCAUCGCUUUUAAGCAUAUAAUCGGCUAUCAGCAUCCUUCAUUGUUUUCCGCCCAGCCGGAAAUAAGGUGUCAUUUCUUUGGGGCAUUUCGUCAACCAUCUGUCAGGCACUGUUCUACUAUACCACCCAAGCUCCGUUUCUUUAGCUCCGGCAAUUCCACUAGCUACGAAAUCAUCAACUUCGAUAAGUGUGUGGAUACAUUGCGUGAAAAGUAUCAUGUUGGUGUUAACGAAUUUGUUGGGAUUGUACAAAAGGCCAGUGAUUUUGGUUCUGGAGAUGAAGCCAUUUCGUUUCUUGAUGAAUGUGGGGUUGAACCGAACCAAGAAUUGGUAUUUUUGGUGAUUUGGGAGUUGAGAGAUCAGUGGAAGUUAGCUUAUUUGCUAUUCAAAUGGGGUGAGAAAUGCAAAUGCAUUGGCGAAAAUACAUGGUGUUUGAUGAUAUGGAUUCUGGGCAACCAUAGUAAAUUCAGUACUGCUUGGUCUUUGAUCCGAGAUCUUCUUCAGAUGUCAACAGAUAUUCAAGAAGCUGUCCUCAUCAUGAUUGAUAGAUAUGCUGCUGCCAAUAAUGCUGGUAAAGCUAUACAGACAUUCCAGAUUUUGGAGAAAUUUAGUAUGUCUCCUGAUCAGAGAACAUUAUUGACGCUCUUGAAUAUUCUCUGUAAGCAUGGUUUUAUUGAAGAGGCUGAAGAAUUCAUGCUUAUCAAUAAGAAGCUAUUCCCCUUGGAAAUUGAUGGCUUUAAUAUUAUUCUCAAUGGAUGGUGUAAUAUAGUGGUUGAUAUAUUUGAAGCCAAAAGAGUAUGGCGAGAAAUGUCCAAGUGUUGUAUUGAACCAAAUGGUACUUCAUAUUCCCACAUGAUUUCCUGCUUCUCCAAGGUUAGAAAUUUGUUUGAUUCACUAAGACUUUAUGAUGAAAUGCAGAAACGGGGUUGGGUUCCAGGUCUGGAGGUGUAUAAUUCUUUGGUAUAUGUACUGACUUGUGAGAAUUGUGUGAAGGAAGCUCUUAAGAUUAUUGACAAAGUGAAACAUAUGGGCCUGCGUCCUGAUUCUAGUACAUACAACUUGAUGAUAUGUCCUCUAUGUGAAUCAUCUAAGUUGGAUGAGGCGAGAAGUAUAUUAGCUCUGAUGGAGGAAGACAAUAUUAGUCCAACUAUUGAAACGUACCAUGCAUUUCUUGCAAGUGCUAGUCUAGAAGGAACUGUUGAAGUUCUUAACACUAUGAGAAAAGCUGGAGUUGGUCCAAACGGGGAGACCUUUCUGUUAAUUCUUGAUAGGUUUAUGAAGUUGAAGCAGCCUGAAACUGCAUUGACGAUAUGGCUGGAGAUGAAGCAGUAUGAGGUAGUUCCCGAGUCUGCACAUUAUUCUCUUUUGGUGGGAGGACUUCUUGAGUGCAGGUUAUAUUCCAAGGCUAGAGAGUUAUAUGCAGAGAUGAAAUCCAAUGGAAUUGAUGACCCAGGUCUCCGAAAAUUCUUACAGCCAACUGGCCCAAGAGGACAAGGAGGUGUGUCAAAUCCCGAACAUACUAAAAAGGGGAAACUGGUGAAACAUGGGACACACAAGGUGAUCAGAAAUGAAAAACAUACAAGGUAAUAAAAUGACGGUUAAAGGAUUGUAGCUCAUCCGAGCCUGAAGGAUACCUUCAGGUGUUACACAUAAACCUGUAACAGAUGCUGGAUACAAAGAUUUGUCAUG